This is a messenger RNA of Eutrema salsugineum, 985 nucleotides long. Its product is annotated as glutathione S-transferase T3-like. NCBI's taxonomy places the organism in Eukaryota, Viridiplantae, Streptophyta, Magnoliopsida, Brassicales, Brassicaceae. The record is from RefSeq and is a predicted model, not a curated record. The transcript has a single exon. The coding region runs from base 81 to 968 and encodes 295 amino acids.
ACUUAAUCCUAAAACACGAAUACAACCCUCAAAACCCUUACACCCAAACUUAAACCUACCUCUUUCUACACGUUGCUUUCAUGGAUUCCCAAAACCCUUACACCCAAACCGAAGGCUUUGUGAACUUAUUAACUAGCCAGCUAGUUAAUGAUGUUUACACGCCUGUGAUAGAUCUUGGGUCAGCAGAAGUCCCUGUGUUUAGCACACAAACUACUGAUGAUCCAAGUUUAGGAGGGAAGAACACGCCUGAGAGAAGAAAGUGGUCGCCGAAAGAAGACGUCAUCCUCAUCAGUGCCUGGCUCAAUACAUCAAAAGACCCAGUCGUUGGGAACGACCAAAAGGCGGCAGCAUUCUGGUCGAGGAUCAUUUUGUACUACAACUCAUCACCACUGCUUGGUGAAUAUCCGAGAAGGGAAAUAGGGCAGUGCAAACAGAGAUGGGGAAGGAUUAAUGAUCAGGUGUGCAAAUUCGUUGGUUGUUAUGAGGCAGCCAUGAAAGAGAGAACAAGCGGGCAGAAUGAGAAUGAUGUAAUGAAAGCUGCUCAUGAAAUCUUUUUCAAUGACCAGAAGUUCAAGUUUGUUUUAGAACAUGCAUGGCGAGAGUUAAGGCAUGACCAGAAAUGGUGCAGAGCAACUAGUGGCAAAGACAAUGGAUCGGGGAAAAGGAAAAAGUGUGAUGAAGGUUCCACUCAGUCACCAAGCCCUGUGGAUGGUGAAAGUGAAGGUGCGGCUAGACCACCGGGAGUGAAGGCGGCCAAGGCCAAAUCCAAAAAAGCCUACGGUGGGAAAGAGGAUGGAAAGGAUCUGCUCGAGCUGCAGUCAGUCUACGCGCUGAAGAAACAAGAUUUGGAUGCACGGUCAAAGCUUGAGUCGCAGAAAACACUAAACAGUCUCUUAGCCAAGGCUGGGCCUCUAUCUGAUGUCGAAGAAGCACUUAAGAUGAAGUUGAUUACUGAGUUGCUUGCUUGAUAUGUAUGUUUUUAUCU